AUGGAAGAGGCCGGCUCGCCAGGCUCCCACGUUCCAGCGGGACAACGGAUCGUCAGCCUUCACGCCUCAGCCGGAUCAUCAGACUCCUAUGCCUCAGCAGGUUCGCCAGGCUCCCACGCCUCUUGCCGGUUCGUCGGCUUCUACGCCCCAGCCGGCUUAUCCAGCGCCCAUGCCUCGGGCCGGCCCGUCAGGCUCUCCCAGGUUGAGGGGGGUGUACUGUCACGUUUCUUAAGCACAGGGGACCAAGCUUCCAAAGGAAACUAUGGACUUCUUGAUCUGAUCCAAGCCCUGCGCUGGACUAGCGAGAAUAUUGCUUUCUUUGGUGGUGACCCUUUACGAAUAACAGUUUUCGGAUCAGGGGCUGGCGCCUCCUGUGUCAACCUCCUGACCCUGUCCCAUUAUUCUGAAGGUAACCGUUGGAGCAAUUCAACCAAAGGACUUUUCCAGAGAGCUAUAGCACAGAGUGGCACUGCAUUGUCCAGCUGGGCAGUCAGCUUCCAGCCUGCUAAGUACGCUCGCAUGUUGGCCAAGAAGGUGGGCUGCAACCUGAAGGACACGGUGGACCUGGUGGAGUGUCUGCAGAAGAAGCACUACAAGGAGCUGGUGGACCAGGACAUCCAGCCAGCCAGGUACCAUAUCGCCUUCGGGCCUGUCAUAGAUGGAGAUGUGAUCCCAGACGACCCCCAGAUCCUCAUGGAGCAGGGCGAGUUCCUCAACUAUGACAUCAUGCUGGGCGUCAACCAGGGCGAGGGCCUGAAGUUUGUGGAGCUCAUCGUAGAUAAUGAGAACGGCGUCCAGGCCAAUGAUUUUGACUACGCCGUGUCCAGCUUCGUGGACGACCUGUACGGUUACCCGGAGGGCAAAGACAUUCUGCGUGAGACCAUAAAGUUCAUGUACACGGACUGGGCUGAUAAACACAACCCAGAGACCAGGAGGAAGACCCUACUAGCUCUGUUCACUGACCACCAAUGGGUGGCUCCGGCCGUGGCCACAGCAGAUCUCCACUCCAGCUUCGGGUCACCAACAUACUUCUACGCCUUCUACCACCACUGCCAGACAGAGCAGGUGCCCCCGUGGGCAGACGCAGCCCACGGUGACGAGAUCCCCUAUGUGUUUGGCCUGCCCAUGAUCGGUCCCACAGAACUGUUCCCCUGUAACUUCUCGAAGAACGACGUCAUGCUCAGUGCUGUGGUGAUGACUUACUGGACUAAUUUUGCCAAAACUGGUGACCCUAACCAGCCGGUCCCCCAGGAUACCAAGUUCAUCCACACUAAGCCUAACCGUUUCGAGGAGGUGGCGUGGACUCGCUACAACCAGAAAGACCAGCUGUACCUCCACAUCGGCCUGAAACCCCGCGUCAAGGAGCACUACCGGGCCAACAAGGUCAACCUGUGGCUGGAGCUGGUGCCCCACCUCCACAGCCUAAACGAGGUCACCCAGAUCAUCUCCACCACCACCAAGGUCCCCCCACCGGAGGUCACGCCCAGGUCACCAAAGAAGAUCCCUGUCAACACCAAGAGGCCUAACCCUACGCCUUUCCCCACCGAGACUCAGGACAGUCAGAAUCAGCCCUUCCUGGUGGAUCAGAGGGACUACUCCACUGAGCUGAGUGUCACCAUCGCUGUGGGUGCCUCGCUGCUCUUCCUCAACAUCCUGGCCUUCGCUGCCCUCUACUACAAGAAGGAUAAGCGGCGGCACGACGUGCACCGGCGCUGCAGCCCCCAGCGCAACACGACCAAUGACCUGGCGCACACACAGGAGGAGGAGAUCAUGUCCCUGCAAAUGAAGCACACAGACCUGGACCACGAGUGCGACGCCAUGCAUCCACACGAGGUAGUUCUGAGAACUGCCUGCCCGCCAGACUACACGCUAGCCAUGCGCCGCUCACCUGACGACAUCCCCCUCAUGACCCCCAACACCAUCACCAUGAUCCCCAACACCAUGCAGGGCCUCCAGUCGUUGCACAACUUCAACACCUUCCCCAGUAGUGCACAGAACAACACCCUGCCUCACACCCUGCCCCACCCACACUCACACUCCACCACCAGGGUAUAGCCGGAUGGAUGGACGCUGACACACACAGCACAUGCCAGAGCUCACACCCAGCCCGAUCAAACGGAUGUGGAAUAACUUCUACUCCUGUGAAUAUAUUAAGGGAAUAGGGAUUUUGCUGGGACGGGAGAAGAAUUUCAUUUGAUAUAAAAGAAUAAAUUAGAAAGAAGUCAAACAAAUAUUUCAAAUGAAAAAUUAAACAAAGAGAAGGAUACUUUUUAUUUCUGUUAUUGAAACAGAACAAAGUCAACUUUUCCAGCUACAGAUAUCAACUUUGGAAUUUUAUAAACAAUUGCUUGAUCCUGUUAUCUUGGAAAAGAGAAAAAACCUCAGUGGAGUUUCAGAGGAGUAGCAGGUCGCUUUGUAAAUUAAAGAAAACAUAUUGUUUUCCUGAGGCAUCAAACUGUAGAGUACUCUUUCUGGAGUCAAGGGGAGAUGCAACCAAUUUAGGCAUGUGUUACUCUACAAGUAGAGGCAAUGUAAGAUAUGACAAAAACAAUCUAGAGAGAGAGGGAAAAACUCUUAAAGGUUAUGCACAAUGUAAACAUUUUCAAAAUGUCGUGGAUUCUUCUCAGAAAUUUAUUUUUGGGGAACAGUUUUAUUGUAUAGAGCCUUUUUACAUAUCUAGAUAUGUACACAAAGCACCAAUGCUGUUUAAGUCAUUCUUGGGCGUCAAUUCCGCAAAUCUGCCAGCAGAACAAAAACGGAGGGAUCCACUGGCUUUCUGGCAGAUACAGCUUCAUCACACAAGUGCUGUCUAUACCGAGAGCUGGAGGACAAAGAAUACUGGAUAUUUUUAGCACGAAGCGCAUGACAAUUUAUCUGCUUGAUGGCUGUUCUGCUGAUUAAGUCAUAAUUAAGAAAUAAAGUCAGCCCCAUUGGAAUAGUUUGAAGGAACACUUCUGAUUGGCUUACAAACCCACAAACCCACAUGGGUUAAGGUCAUGGUCA
This is a messenger RNA of Oncorhynchus tshawytscha (Chinook salmon), 3003 nucleotides long. Its product is annotated as neuroligin-1-like. Gene Ontology annotation, cellular component: postsynaptic specialization membrane; synapse; cell surface. Gene Ontology annotation, biological process: postsynaptic membrane assembly; chemical synaptic transmission; presynaptic membrane assembly. Bases 1 to 2055 code for a protein of 684 amino acids. Gene Ontology annotation, molecular function: neurexin family protein binding; signaling receptor activity. Lineage: Eukaryota; Metazoa; Chordata; Actinopteri; Salmoniformes; Salmonidae. The record is from RefSeq and is a predicted model, not a curated record. The transcript is spliced from 5 exons.